Messenger RNA from Lottia gigantea (owl limpet), 306 nucleotides. RefSeq lists its product as hypothetical. The record is from RefSeq and is a predicted model, not a curated record. Bases 1 to 306 code for a protein of 101 amino acids. The transcript has 2 exons. NCBI's taxonomy places the organism in Eukaryota, Metazoa, Mollusca, Gastropoda, Lottiidae.
AUGGUGCGAUUACGCCAAGAUGACAAAAUUCGCUACAUCUUAAAUGUAGUAGUAGUGAUCAUUGGCACGGCAUCUGAUCAUCAGAGCGUUUUGAAAUUCCUCAGACCAAUCAUCAAAGAGUUUAUAGUCAUUGGUUACGUCUCUUUCCUUGGAAGUAAUUUGAUAUUAUCGAAAGUGACUAAUGUAUUUGGAAUACGUACGGCUGAAUUUGUUUUAAGUUUAAGUACAAUCGUCGGAAGACGCAAUCUGAAAAUAGACAUAGUGGAAAUAAUGUUGUUAAUGACCUGUAUAGUUACUCAGGGUUAA